CGGUCAUUGGAUAAUGAACAUAUUGAAACCUGACUUCUAAUAACUAUGGUCUAGAUUAUAUUCGAACACUUUGGUUUGCUUCAUAUUCGAAAUUCUGGGUAAUGUCAAAGAAAGCUAAACGUGCUUUGAAGUCAAUAGCGGAUUACUUAUUCCUAAGUAAAAGUGCACAUGGAAGCAUAUAUUCUAAAAACAGACACAAAGAAUUCGAAUAUGUUACAAAUUUACCUUUACAGAUGUUGUUUUAUUUCAACUCGCUCUAUUCCCCAUUUUGGUUUAUCGGAACGCUAAUGACACUCAUUAUAGAGUUCGAAUACUUAGACCCCGUUUAUAAAGUAAUUAAUACUGCCGUAUUCGUCUUAUACUCUGUUUUGGAAGGCCUUAGACUGUACCUUGGGUAUGCUGGAAAUUUGAUGGAGCUGGUAUUUCCAUAUGAUUCUUCUAACGUUUUCUUUAGGUCCCUGAACUAGCUGGAUCAUGGUUACUGACUAUUUUGAUACAACUUCCAGCUAUUUCUUUCAUGUUAUUCAACUGUGAUAUGAUUAUAUCAUCAUUUGAGAGAACUAUCCAUAUAAUUGAGUUUAUAAUGGUAGUCUUUGAGUCUUUGGUUGGAUUUUUUGUUCUAAAACUUAUGGUACAAUUGCAAGCCCUAAAGUUCCAUUCACAUUUACGCUCUCGUAAGAUUGAAAAUUUUGAAAACAAAUCUCUUGAAUAUCAGAUGUGAUUUUUGAUAAUAAAUUUCGCCUUUUUACUUGGUUAGUCUAGACUCAUCGUAAACGUUGUUUUGGUAUCUAAGUCCUAGAUUAGUGCGGAUUACUUCAUCAUCACUCAUUUUCAGUUACUUUACUGCAAGCAAUUAAGUGAAGCAUUUACUAAAAGUCCCGUUUUUUAAAAUCUGCAGUAACAGCACUGAAAGUAGCGCACGAGAUUGAAAUUUUUAGAUCUAUCGGAAACGUACCUUAGUAGCUACUAAUGAACCAGUGCUUGAAGGAUGUAGUGUAUUAAAAUUAAAAUACAAUGCACAAUGGUAGUGCGCAGAGAAAUUGUCAUUUCACAUAGACACCAAAUAGUAACGGUCUAUGGAUAAUUAAAAAAAGUCAACCAACGUUUACUGGUUCUUAAAAUAUUUCUACGAAGUAUCACUUUCUCCUUAAGUUGUUCAUUCUCAGGAGCCAAUUUUACCUUCUGAUGUAAAUCUUAUUUGUGGACCAGCAGACGAUAAAAUAUUUCUCCAUAUUGAUUCUUCAAAGUGAACAUUUCGAAAGAGUUUCAGAUUUUCGUCGGAGACUUUAAUUAUCAGAAGAAAAUCCACCUAAUCUAUAUAUCAUAAUUUAGGACGAAAAAUAUUCGUAAGUCAUCUUUUCCUUGAUCACAUAUUACGGAAAAAGUUUAGUUGCUCCUUAUAAAUGUUUUCAGAAGGUCCAGCUACCGGAUUGUCAUCUAAUUAUUCGGAAGUAUUAAAGUAGUGCUUAUUCUCGUAGGUUGGUUGACUGCUUAGAUCCGAUGGUCCAACACAAGAGACCAUCAUCGAGGCGUUUCAAGGUGUUUGUGGAUGACCGUAGUACUAAUAUGCGUUAUCGUUAUUAGUGCUGUAAUGUGGUUUCACACCGAAUCACAACUUGUAUCAACUGGACAGUAAUUUCAUACAGAUUGUGUGAUGGAUGGAAUGGUAGCUGCAACAAAUGUACAACGCUUUACUCUCAUUGAAAUCAAAUUUGCCAUAUUACUGAUUGGAAUACUGAAGCUGGCUUGUAGCUCAACUCUAUUUUUUUACGAGCACUAUCACUUCAACGAUAAAGACAGUAGAUCAUGUUCCUCCAUGGAAAUGUUGAUACUAAUUAUUUGGAUAGUAUGUGCAACCUGACGAUCAUUCGGAGACAAGAGGAAAUCCACCCUAAUUUUAUUCUAAAGUGACUAUUGAGCCGGAAAUGGUUAAUCGUCAAUGAAAAAUAGAUAGAUCAUUUUCGUACACAAACCGUUAUUAGAAAUGAGGAAUGGUGAAAUAAGGUCACCUCGUGAUCUGUCUUGAAACAAAUGGAAAUAUCUGAGAAUUUCAAUCACUUCUCAUAGCAGAGGUUUAAAAGUUCUGCUAUAAAAAACAGAAUGCUAACAUUUGAAUACACUACUGCGUCUCUGCAUCACUCUAAUGCAAAAAAAUUGAUGAUCUAGAUAACUUUUAUAACUUAUUUGGAAUUUUACAGUCAUAGGUUCAUGUAAUUUCAUUUUAAAUAGGUCUAUGUGUCUUAAGCUUGGGUAUUUCUCUUUUCUUUCCGAUUAUUGUAAAUGCAAGCCAGAUAAAAAAUUUGUUAUAAAGGAUAAUUUUUUGCUCAUAAACCUGAACAGGUGGUUAGCACCAGAGUUCAUGCUUCUGGUAUAUUUAUCAACGUAUACUGAUGUUGAU
Schistosoma bovis is the source of this 2398-nucleotide messenger RNA. The record is from the annotation of a GenBank genome assembly. NCBI's taxonomy places the organism in Eukaryota, Metazoa, Platyhelminthes, Trematoda, Strigeidida, Schistosomatidae.